Acyrthosiphon pisum (pea aphid) is the source of this 372-nucleotide messenger RNA. RefSeq lists its product as uncharacterized. Lineage: Eukaryota; Metazoa; Arthropoda; Insecta; Hemiptera; Aphididae. The coding region runs from base 1 to 372 and encodes 123 amino acids. The record is from RefSeq and is a predicted model, not a curated record. The transcript has 2 exons.
AUGACUACAAUGAAGCAGUUGUUAGUGGGAAAAUAUGGUGCCGUUAUUUGGAAUCCUCACGACAACAAUGACUCUGUCAGGCUAGAAAGGGUUCAACGAAAAUUCAUGAAGUAUGCUGGAUUUCGUUUGAAUAUCCCCUGUGAACCUCAUAACUACGAACCAGUUGCUACUCAGCUAGAACUGGGUUCCUUGGCUGAGCGUAAGUGGUUGGCGGACAUCAAAUUUUUAAAAAAUGUAUUAGAUGGAAUUAUCGACUCUCCUGAAUUGCUUUCCUUAAUCUGUUUGAGUGUUCCUCAACGUCCUUCCCGAUCUGUUGCUCCUUUUUAUGUCACUUUCGCCUCCACAAACUAUCUAAAAAAUGAACAGAUUUGA